ACUGGAGCACAGAUCCUAUGUUUGCAACUCCCUUCUUUGCCUCCCUCUUUUCCCAAGAUCGCUUCCUAGUUCUUCUGCGAUGCCUGCAUUUUGUCAACAAUGCUACUGCCAUCCUAAGUGACCCGUUAUACAAAAUAAGAAAUGUUCUUAUCAGCCUGACAUCAGCAUUUGGUCGGGUCUUUGUGCCAUACAAGGACCUAUGCAUUGAUGAGUCCCUGAUGUUAUGGAAAGGUAGGCUGGCGUUCCGUCAAUAUAUUCCCUCCAAAAGGCACAGGUUUGGAGUCAAGUUCUUUGUCAUGUGCGACGUGAAGACAGGAUUUGUCCAGGAUAUUAUAGUUUACACAGGGUCCACCACUGACAUCAAACAUUAUGAUGGGCUUGGGGUGUCAGGGUCCGUGGUGAUGACCAUGCUGGCUCCUCAUCUCGGCAAGGGACACACUUUGUACGUGGACAAUUGGUACAGCAGUCCCACACUCUUCCAGCAUCUGCUCUCCAACAGCACAGGGGCAUGUGGCACAGUCAGGUCGAACAGGAAGGGGAUGCCGGCAUUCGGAUGCAGGAAGAUGCAGAGAGGGGAGGUGGAGUUCCAAGAGAACGGUCAACAGCUGGCAGUAAAGUGGCAUGACAAGCGAGACGUCCAUGUCCUCUCCACUGUCCAUACAGCAACCAUGUCGGCCACAGGGAAGGUGGACCACCUGACCGGAGAGAGAAAGAUCAAACCAGAUUGUGUGCUUGAUUAUAACCUCAAAAUGGGGGCCGUGGAUAAGGCAGACAUGAUAAACAGCUUUGUGGAAUGCACACGGAAAACGAACAAGUGGUAUAAGAAGAUAUUUUUCCAUCUGAUCGACACUGCUGUCCUCAACGGCAGCAUAGUUCACCGCCAACUAACAGGUAAAGUAAUUACCUACCAAAAAUACAGAGAGAACCUCAUGAGAGAGCUGCUGGAGGAGCACCACACCCUCGGCGCCCAUCCACUGGGGGUCGUCCUGCUGUAG
Molecule: messenger RNA, 995 nt
Organism: Oncorhynchus nerka (sockeye salmon)
Lineage: Eukaryota; Metazoa; Chordata; Actinopteri; Salmoniformes; Salmonidae
Product: piggyBac transposable element-derived protein 4-like
Exons: 2
Coding region: 18-995 (325 amino acids)
Source: RefSeq, a predicted model, not a curated record